Messenger RNA from Fragaria vesca subsp. vesca, 710 nucleotides. Its product is annotated as transmembrane protein 234 homolog. Lineage: Eukaryota; Viridiplantae; Streptophyta; Magnoliopsida; Rosales; Rosaceae. The coding region runs from base 67 to 471 and encodes 134 amino acids. The transcript has a single exon. The record is from RefSeq and is a predicted model, not a curated record.
GGAGACACAGAUAAUACGUCCAAAAAAAGGAGACAGAGAGAGAGAUCGGAUCAUUGAAACCCAAAAAUGGUGGGAGACGUAGAGAAGAUGAUCGGGGUGGGGCUAGUCUGGGGCGCCACCAACGCCCUAAUGCGACGUGGCGCCCUCCUAUGGGACCAAGCCCUCAAGUCCUCUUCAUCGCAGCAGAACACAGCCCACGGCAAUAAGCUCCUCACUUCCCUGAAAAGCUGGCUGAAGCUCCUCUCAAUCUGGCAGUACACGAUCCCCUUCUUCGUCAACCUCUCCGCCUCCGCCACCUUCUUCGCCAUCCUCAGCCACACCCCGAUCUCCCUCGCCGUCCCCGUCACCAAUGCCACCACGUUCGCCGCCACCGCCGUUUUCGGGUUGCUGUUGGGGGAACAGACCCACUUGGGUUUGGCUCUGUUCGGUACGGCUUUGAUUGUCUUGGGCAUUUGGCUUUGUAUCACAUAGAUAGGGUUUUGCUUUUGCUACAUGUAUUCAUGAAUGAAUAAAUGACAAGGUUGAGAACAUGGAGAAGCACAAUCUUCAGUGUUCAUAUAUGAUAUUACAGCUACCGCCGAAGUUCUAUGUUAUGUAAAAUGAAUGCUGCGCAGAUUUUAUGUACCAUGUAUUGUUCGAAAUCAUUUGAUGUUGCUUGAAGUUUGGAGUUGAGCAUUUGAAGCUGACUUUCAGCUGGAGCUAAUGUUUUG